This is a messenger RNA of Lathyrus sativus (Indian pea), 864 nucleotides long. Lineage: Eukaryota; Viridiplantae; Streptophyta; Magnoliopsida; Fabales; Fabaceae. The record is from the annotation of a GenBank genome assembly.
AUGGCAUCAGAACUUCAAUUGCCACCAGGCUUCCGAUUCCAUCCAACGGAUGAGGAGCUCGUCAUGCACUAUCUCUGCCGUAAAUGCACGUCGCAACCUAUCUCCGUGCCGAUCAUCGCCGAAAUUGAUCUAUAUAAGUACGAUCCUUGGGAACUUCCUGGCUUGGCUUCUUAUGGAGAAAAGGAGUGGUACUUUUUCUCGCCACGAGACAGGAAAUAUCCGAACGGUUCAAGGCCGAACCGGGCGGCUGGGUCUGGAUAUUGGAAGGCAACCGGGGCGGAUAAACCCAUAGGUAACCCGAAACCGGUUGGAAUAAAAAAAGCCUUGGUUUUUUACGCGGGGAAAGCACCUAAAGGUGAUAAAACCAAUUGGAUCAUGCACGAGUAUCGCUUGGCUGACGUAGAUCGCUCCAUUCGCAAAAAGAACAGUUUAAGGUUGGAUGAUUGGGUGCUUUGCCGUAUUUACAACAAGAAAGGAACUAUCGAGAAACAACCAAACGGUGUUGUUAGCCGGAAAACUGAACAGUCAGAAGUUGAAGACAAGAAGCCGGAUAUUCUGACACGUGGUGGAGGUCUUCCACCGCAUCCUCCCCCGGCGGGAAUGAGGGAUUAUAUGUAUUUUGAUACUUCGGAUUCAAUCCCGAAGCUGCACACGGAUUCGAGUUGCUCGGAGCACGUGGUAUCGCCGGAGUUUGCAAGCGAGGUGCAAAGCGAACCUAAGUGGAACGACUGGGAAAAGAGCCUUGAAUUUCCUUAUAAUUACGUGGAUGCCACUCUGAAUGCCGGUUUUGGAUCUCAUUUCCCGGGUAAUAAUCAGAUGUCGCCGUUGCAGGAUAUGUUCAUGUACUUGCCAAAAACCUUUUGA